Adineta ricciae is the source of this 669-nucleotide messenger RNA. NCBI's taxonomy places the organism in Eukaryota, Metazoa, Rotifera, Eurotatoria, Adinetida, Adinetidae. The record is from the annotation of a GenBank genome assembly.
AUGGCUUCUGCUAGCACUCCUUUAGAAAAUGAAAGUCCAGUAGAAGACUACAGUACAUUUCAAAGUAUCAUGCGACAUGUCAUGUCGUUGAAAGACCCAUUGGUUUCUAUUCUUCUCAUUCGUCAUCCGCCUGUGCGCACAAGUGUUGAAGCAUCGAAUCAACGACAAGUUCCCUUGCAUAGCGGAGCGAAAGCGAUGCUUGUUUGUCAGAAAAAUACAGAUCAAUUCACUCUAAUUGUUCUUCCAGCUCAUCUAUCUUGCGAUACUAAGAAGAUUGCAGUGGUCCUCGGAGUACCAUCAUCAAAAAUACGCAUGGCUACAGAGGAUGAAGUUCGACAAAUCACUGGCUGUAUACCUGGUGCUGUUCCUCCAUUUGGCUCACUCUUUCCUCAGAAGGUGCGAACACUGAUUGACGGGAAAAUGUCGCAAUCGACAUCGCAUCCUCCGCCGUUAACUUUCAAUCCUCAAGUGAAAUUAUUUUCGACGAAUGAUCCUGAAUGGCCGAGUGAUUUGGCACACGUUGCUUUACCAGAAUUUACCGACCAUGAACGAAAUGAUUGUAUUAAUUUCAAUAUUGGCCUACGUACUGUGUCAUGUUCAAUACCGUUCAGUGAUUAUCUGAGAGUUUUAGGAGAGAACAGUUAUUCUAUUUGUGACAUUUCAAAAUAA